Trichobilharzia szidati is the source of this 760-nucleotide messenger RNA. The record is from the annotation of a GenBank genome assembly. Lineage: Eukaryota; Metazoa; Platyhelminthes; Trematoda; Strigeidida; Schistosomatidae.
AACAUUAUAACAGAUAAGGACGAUAUGGAGAACGAGAUAUCCAAUAUAAAACAGAUUUUGAUUGGAGAUGGUUAUCCAAAAAGCUAAUAGAUAAUAUUACCAAUAAAAAAGGAGCAUAAGGGAAAACAAAAAAUUGAAAAAUCUUGGCUAUCGACGAUAGCCAAUCCAUAUCAAAAGGACACAGCUGAACAACUUCAAAGACUAUUUGCUUCAUAUAAUAUUAAAGUCUAUGUCAAACCUUCUAAUUCUCUGGAGAAAGCGUUGGUGCAUGUCAAAGAUAUAGUUCCCAGAAUGUCACAAAGUAAUUGUGUCUUCAGGAUAAAGUGUUCAGAAUGUGAUGCAUGCUAUAUAGGGGAGAGCAGUAGGCAGGUGAAGGUCAGAGUGAAUGAACAUAGACUAUGCACGAAACGUCCACCUAGAAAUGAAGUAGAAUUAAAAAGUCUAGAAAAAAGAUCGGCUAUAGCAAUGCAUGCGAUAGACAGCGGACAUAAGAUCGAUUUCGAUAAUGUCGAAAUUCUUGGAAGAGGUUUUCAUUCACAUAAAGAAAGAUUGACUUCUGAAGCCUUGCACAUUUUAACCACAUCGAAUGCAGUGAAUAGGAAAGAAGGGAUAGACUUAUCACCUAUAUGGCAAACUCUUAUGAAGCAAGACAGAUGGAAAAACCAUUCUAUGAGCCUCCAUGAUCUUUUUUAAAACAUGUAGGAUCAUGUUUAUCACAUAUGAAUUCACAUAUUUUCCACAUGACAAAUAACAUACAUGC